Molecule: messenger RNA, 2756 nt
Organism: Cuscuta epithymum
Lineage: Eukaryota; Viridiplantae; Streptophyta; Magnoliopsida; Solanales; Convolvulaceae
Source: the annotation of a GenBank genome assembly
GUUCAAGAUAAAGAUAUAUUCUUAAUGAUUUAUGCGUGAAGGGUAGACAAGUGCCAAGUGGACAAGUGGGGAAUACAGUGAUAUAGAUAUGUAUCAAUGUAUGGAUUAACACAUUCACAUGCUUAAAGGUAAUAUGUACAUUAUUGUUGAUUACACACAUCUUGAGGGGGGGAUUUGGCAGGUCACACGGGCCUUAAAAUGAAUAUAAAAAUACAAAUAGAUUGAUAUGGAGUAAAUAUUUAAGAGCCCAUGCCAUGCUCACAAAGUGCAGUAUCUUGAUAAAUCUUAUGCGUGUACUUCACUCAUUCAGUAUCUUGAUAAAUCUUAUGCGUGUACUUCACCCAUGCAUGUUUUUAGGUAACCAAUUUUUUUGAAUGAAAAUUUUGGGUAUAAAAGCACAGUUCUAUCGACUGGGAUGCAUCACACUUGCUCGCUGCAGCUCCCAUAGCAAACUCCCACAGCAAAUUGUAGAAUUUUUCUCCAAAAAUGAUUGAAUUGUGGUCUCUAGUCUCUACUCCAAAAUCAAAAGAGAAAUGAAAGCAAGAGCUAUUAGGGUGUUAGGAUGACUGUGAGCCCGCUCAUAAUGGUCCCAAUUCAUUGGAAAUCAUAUUUCAUGAUGAGGUUCUAUGUUUUAGAGGUUUCUAUUUAUAUCUUCUUAUAAAGUUAUUUUGAAAUUAAUUGGUCGAAAAAUCUAUAGCUGUCAAAGAUACUUCACAUUCCUGAGAAAUUCAUUGCUAAAUUCAUUGCUAAAGUUAAUACAAGUAACUAUUUUGCUAAAUAGGAACCUCUAAAACAUAGAACCUCAUCAUGAAACAACACACAAAAACUGUGUACUCUUCAUGAAGAAAAAAAGUCGUCGUUGGUGUACAACACCACUUGAUGAACUGACCAGUUUGAGUUCGAUCUUCUGUGUUCGGCGCUGUAGAUCAGAAGGCUUCACUAUGAACAGGCGGUGAAUGUGUUUUGUGGUUGGCUCAGAAAUACGACUCUGGCGGAAUAGAGGCGGCAAACCUAAGAGUAGGAGAAGCUACACCGGUGGGUGGAUUUUUGGGUGAGAGUUGGUGGGAGCAGCAGGGACGGAGGAGUGGAUCACUGGAUUGUGGUGACUGGAGGGGACAGAGUAGGAGGAGUUGCGGAGGGAGGUGUCGCAUAUGAAGAAGACGGCGUAGCAGCCGGGCAUACAACUGGAGUCGACGCUUUCUUCGGGGAAGACACCGGAGACCUAAAGCAGAUCAAAGCCAUAUUUUAUCCUCAAAUCUAGAGAUGAGAUCUGGAUAGAAAAUGAGCAAUCUAGAUCCGACGUACAAAAAAGUGGCUUUUGGUUUAGUGAAGUAUAUGCGGAGCAAGUAUAUGAUAUGUUUCUGCGUGCGAGGCUGCUUGGCGCAUAUUUGGGUUUGAAAUUCAAUACAAGACCCCGACAGUUGAACCUUUGAGCUUCCAUAUGCCGGAAGAACAAAGUGUUGUCUUUUGCGAUGAUCAGUCUCUCGAUUCAGUGAUUCGGGCAUGUUCAGUUAAGGACAAUAUGUUCACAGCAAGGAUGAAGGUCUCACCUUUCCUCAAUUGCCUUUAAUUUUACUCAAGAGUCUGGUAUCAUCAUCAAGCUGAAAAUGGGUUUUGGUGUCAAAAGGAUGCUCCUACUGAUCACACUUGUUACAUCCAUGGCCAUGACCAAAGAGAUGGGUGCAGAAAGUGUGUUUGCUCAUGACCCCUCAUAUGCUGUGGGCAGUAUCAAUGGGUAUUCUCAGAUCUUGACCGGUCCUUUCUCCCCAAGGGUCAGUACGGAGGGGAGCUGCAACGCCAACAUUGUCUUCAACCUUCUAAUCGACUGUGUUCCGUUCUUCCUGGGCACAUCUUCGAUUCCAGCAGUGACUUGUUGCACUGGAGUUGAAGUCGCAGUCAGAACAGAUGUGGAGUGCUUUUGUGCUGGCCUCACUGAUAUCUUGGCUCAUUCUGGGCUAGUGUUUAAUGUCUCCAUGGGAUUAGAUCUCCUCAAAGAAUGUUACAGUCCCAUAUCUUACUCGAUAAUCUCCAACUGUGUGGGUCCAUCUCCGACUCCCAGCCCUAUUACUCCUGCUCCUACUCUGGUGAGCCCCCCACCUCCUGCUCUUAUUCCUCCUUCCCCUGUGGGUCCAACUCCCAGUCCUAUUACUCCUGCUCCUACUCCUGGUGAUGCUGACGUGGUCAGUCCAACUUUUGUAACGAUCGACAAUAGAGCAGUUUGCUUGGGAGGGAAUAAGGCAGCAUACUAUUACGUCCCAGGAUUCGGCAAAGGGGUCGAAAAUUGGGUUGUAUAUCUUCCUGGGGGCGGAUGGUGUAAGAAUGUAAGUGACUGUGAAGAUUAUAUCAACACUAAAGGUGUGGGUUCGCCAGCAAAACCAAUGCCCUUUAAUGCUAUUCUAAGUUCUAACAAGGAGAACAAUCCUGAAUUUUUUGAUUGGAACAAAGUUGCUAUUCGAUAUUGUGAUGCAUCUUCAUUCACAGGAAACUCUGAAAUAACAACGCCAAGUGGUACAAAACUUUAUUUUAGAGGAAGGGUCAUUUUCGCUGCUGCCAUGCAAGAGUUGUUUCAAAAAGGGAUGGGAAAUGCAAAGAAUGUAGGCAUUACUAUUUUAUUUUGUAUUUAACUUACGUACUAAGCAUGAUUAAUACUAUAGGCUGCAACAUACUCGGACUCAGUGGUAGAAAGGGCCACUAUAGGCUGUAGUUGAGACUUCCAACUAAUGCAAGAGCCACACAAAGUAAAAACAUAAGAAGUG